Paraglomus brasilianum is the source of this 612-nucleotide messenger RNA. The record is from the annotation of a GenBank genome assembly. NCBI's taxonomy places the organism in Eukaryota, Fungi, Glomeromycota, Glomeromycetes, Paraglomerales, Paraglomeraceae.
AUGGCAUCGUCAGCAUCCGAUGAAGACAUCUGGGCAGAUGAUACAGAAUUGUCUAAUGUAUCUUAUGACAGAGAAAUAACAUCCCGUCAAUGGAGGAAAAUGGGCGAAGAGUUUGGAAAUAUUGGGUAUAGGGAAGGAAUAGAAGAAGGAAAAGAAGUCACAAUACAGGAAGGAUUUAAUCAGGGAUUUAUAGAGGGUGCUAGAUUUGGAAGGGAGUUUGGAAGGCUGCGAGGGUAUCUAAGUACUCUUACGGAAAUCUAUUCGAACCCAACAAAUGAUUCUGCUUCCGUGAAUUCUUUGUCGUCACAAUCACUGAAAAAUCUGCAAGAUUUAGAACAGGAGCUUGCGGAUAUAACAGCUGAUACAACAUUUACCAAAGACUAUUUUGUUCAGGUAUCACCAAAAAAAGCCAAGAAAUGUGCAUGUAAGAAUGUUUCAGAAGAUGGUAAAAUAGAGAAUAGCAACGAGGACGAGGAAGAUGGCCGUGAUAAGGAUAAAGCAAUUUCUGAUGCCAUACGACGUCCAGUACAGGAUAACGAUGCCGAGAGGUUGUUGGCAGAGUACAAGAGAAGAGUUGAGAACGUGUUUAAAGAAUUUGGAAUUGAAAUGUAA